Molecule: messenger RNA, 2550 nt
Organism: Trichechus manatus latirostris (Florida manatee)
Lineage: Eukaryota; Metazoa; Chordata; Mammalia; Sirenia; Trichechidae
Gene: TAF1C
Product: TATA-box binding protein associated factor, RNA polymerase I subunit C
Exons: 14
Coding region: 1-2550 (849 amino acids)
Biological process (GO): transcription by RNA polymerase I
Cellular component (GO): fibrillar center
Molecular function (GO): protein binding; RNA polymerase I core promoter sequence-specific DNA binding
Source: RefSeq, a predicted model, not a curated record
AUGGACUUCCCCAGCUCCCUCCGCCCCACCCUGUUUAUGAGCGGCCCCCUUGGUCUGAGCAGUGUCCCCAGCCUGUCCUUUAUGUGUAGCUGGAGAGAUGCGCUGACCCUGCCGGAGUCCUGGUCUCAGAGUGCCGAGAAUGCGGCACCGCACUUGGCCAGGGGCCUGCGAUGGGAGCCAGAGACCCCUGGGCCCUUUCCCUUGCUGCCCCCUAGUCCUGAUCCCUGGGACCCUGGGCUGACUGCCCAGGAUCUGCUUUUCCGUGGUGGUCACCAGUCCUGCAGACGGCCCCGAGCCACGCUGGAUGUUACUGAGCAGCUCAGCCGCUUCCUGUGGGAUCAUGGGGACAUCGCCUUUGGGCCCCUGGGGAACCUGAUGCAGGAGAAUUUCAAACUUGAGGGUGCACGGAGCCGCUCUAAGAAGAAGACAGUGGUCAGUGUGAAGAGGCUGCUCCAGGACCUCGGUGGACACCAGCCCUGGGGGUGUCCCUGGGCAUACCUCAGCCACCGGCAGCGCCGGUUCUCCAUCCUUGGGGGCCCGGUCCUGGGCAGGCCCGUGGCCAGCCUCCUGGGGGAGCUUCUGCAGGAGGAGUUGGCAGGACGCUGGGGGCAGCUGCUCCUGGAUGAUGCCUUCACUGGGGGUGCCCUGGCCUGGCUGCCUGGGAGGACACCCCUGGCCGGGCAGCUGGUCUACCCCAACGGAGGUGCCCUGGACAGGCUGUGCCUCCAAGAGGUUAGUUUGACCCCAGAUGGCAGCCCCCAGCUCCUCGGGGACCCUGGCCACAUCCAGCUCCGAGGGCCUGUCCGGCAGGUGGUGACCCGCACCGUCCAAGGAGAAGCUCUGCUGGCGGUCCGCUCCGACUACCACUGUGCCGUGUGGAAGGUCAGUAAACAGGGGCGGCCAGCCCCGCUCCAGGUGCUGCAGGUGGAGAAGGGAGCCACAGGGAUCAAUCUCAGCCCUCACCUUCCUGGGGAGCUAGCCGUCUGCAGCCGUUCUGGAGCUGUCUGUCUGUGGACCCCCCAGGAUGGGCUGCAGCAAGUCUACAAGGACCCUGAGACCCUAGUGUUCCGGGACCCCUCUCCCUGGCGCUGGGCAGAUUUCACUGCCCACCCUCGGGUGCUGACUGUUGGUGAUCGCACUGGAGUGAAAAUGAUAGACAUGCAGGGCCCACCGGGCUGUGGUCUCCUGCUUUUUCGUGGGGGGGCAGAGGCCUCGUGCCAGAAAGGGGAACGCGUUCUGCUCACCCAGUACCUGGGGACGUCCAGCCCUACAUCUCUGAAUCCCACCCUCCACCUCAUCUGUACUCAGCUUCUCCCUGGCCCGCAGUUCUCUCUUUAUCUGGUGGAUGAGCGCCUCCCUUUGGUGCCCAUGCUGAAGUGGGCCCAUGGCCUGCCCUCUGCGCCCCUGCUGGCCCAGCUGCUGCCUGCGUCCCACCCUGGUGCCCCUCGGCCCCUGCUCCUGGGGGGCCAGGGUGGCCAGCUGCAGCUGCUGCAUCUCUCAGGAGAGGGGGCCUCCGCGCCCCGGCUGGCAGGGCCCCCACAGUCCCUCCCAGCGAGGACCGAUGCCCUCUCCGGGUUCCCUUUGCUGGAACCCACAGAUCAGCGACGGCUGCAGGAGCGGCUGAAUGCGCCAACCAUAGGUCUGGCGGCUGCCAUCCCACCCUCUGCCUCAACACCAGGCCUGGCGCUCUUCCACCUCUCCAUGGCUGGAGAUGUGUUCUACCAGCACCUGCGCCUCCAGGAGGAAUCCAGCUUCUGCAGGGAUGCUGGGCUUCCCGGCGACCCUGGCCCUGAGCCCCAGGCCCCCAUGGUGGCAGCGCCUGCCCCAGACAGGACGCCCACACCCACCACAGCUUCCUGGACCCCCCAGGCCACUGCCUGCUGUAACCGGUGGCUGAAGGCUCUGCUCAAGGUGCCCCUUCCCCCACCUGUGUGGACGGCACCCACCUUUUCCCACCGCCACCUUCUGAGCUACAAGGAACAGCAGCAGGAUGAGGGUAAAGUGCUGGUAGGUCUGCGAGCAGCCAUGGCCCAGGGACGGCUCCUGCGGCAGAGUGACCUAGGCUUGCUCCCCACAGCUGAGCCACCCCCAGCCCCGGAGUCCGGCCCGGAGGACGAGCUCAGUGAACGACUGGGUGAAGCCUGGGAGGGCCGGGGGGCAGCCUGGUGGGAGAGGAGACAGGGCAGGAGCUUGGGGCCAGGGCACCGGCCAAGGCGGCACAAGCGCCGCACUCAGCUCUCCAGCACCUUCUCCUCGCUCAGCGGCCGCUGGGACCUCUCUGACGGCCCCAGCCCCCCUCCUAGCCCAGACCGCACCUGCCCUGAGCCCCGGCCUCUGCCCCCAGCCACACCCCCCUCCCAGGAGCUGACCCAGGAGCUGUGGGCCCGGGGUGUCCCUGUGGAGCGGCAGCAGACACUCCGGGAUUACAUGGCCAGGCUGCCUUCUUCUGGCCUUGGGGCCACCUCCGCACCCCCCUCCCAGGCCUCCAGCAUCCGGAGCACCCCCUCCAGACAGCAGGCCCCCCGGAAGAAGUCCCGCAUGGGCUUCUGA